AUGAAGCGGUUUUACGACAGACUUCGUCCUGGAUGUCCGAGAGAUGACGGGGGUGUUCCCCUAAGAUCAGAGAAGCAGAAUGGUAGUUACUCAGUCCCAGUUGUUAAGUCCAAGGUUCCCGCAGCGUCAAAUGCCCAAGCAGGGCUCGAUCCGCAGAACGCAUGCCUUGAGAGUCUUGCAGUCGAAUUACAGUUCGAGAUCCUUCAGAGGCUCGCAGAUUUGCCGUCCUUGAGCGCAAUCGUCCACGCAUCACCGUCCUACCACAGAGCUUACGUGGCUAGGCGGCAAUCUAUCUUAGCCAAGGUGGUCUCUCGAGACAUAUUUUCUGAUAGUCUAUUCGAAGCACAUGCGUUAGCCAUAGCCCUACGUACCAACAACAAAGACGGUUCAGAGAUCAGGAGGUUUCUCAAAGACUACAAAAGCACACGACGAGAAGCAGUAUCGGUUUCAAUCGAAAGGUUUCCUCUCCCUCAGAUUACCAUCCUUUCGCAAGUCCAACAUGCAGUCCGAUUUGCCAUGAAGGACUUUUGUCAGGCCACACUAUCAAAACACCCUUUGAGUAGCGAAAGGGAAGGAGACAUCACGCCGCUCUCGACCCAUGAAGCCCGACGUAUAAGCAGAGCCUUCUACAGGUUCGAAAUCUUCUGCACGGUUUUCAGCCAACCCGGUUUCAAGGUGAAGCGAAAAUUGGAUUGCAUGGAUAUGUGUCACCUCUUCCUGAACCAGUUCCCACCUUGGGAAGUGGAAGAGAUAGCAUGCAUACGCGACUACAUCACAGGUCGAUACGCGCAACUCUUCGCGAAGCAUGAGCAUGAGCUCGUGCAGCAUUUACCAGAAGGGGCCCCUGAGGAUUCUUCCGGGGAUGACAUGCCAUUUGAAGGUAACCCUGCGAGCCACGUAUCAUCUUUCCGACUCGGCUGA
Molecule: messenger RNA, 921 nt
Organism: Letharia columbiana
Lineage: Eukaryota; Fungi; Ascomycota; Lecanoromycetes; Lecanorales; Parmeliaceae
Exons: 1
Coding region: 1-921 (306 amino acids)
Source: RefSeq, a predicted model, not a curated record